AUGGCUCCUCUGUCACUUCAACCCCAUCGUUGGAUCGACUUUGGUCCGGAAAGACAUCUAUUCUCAGAUGUUUCUGUUUUGCAAGGAAGACCUACAGUUUGCAAGACUAGUGCCGAACUAAAACUCGAGAGUAUCUUACAGGUCGCAAAUCAUUCCCCCGGACAGCCUGGGCAGGCGAAGCCAGGCCAGCUUGCAGCCACCAAAUCUCAAGAUCCUAAACCUCGUCUUCUGCUGAUGGGUCUUCGUCGGAGUGGGAAAUCCUCCAUCGCAAGUGUUGUCUUUCAUAAGAUGCCCCCAAAUGAAACCCUGUUCUUAGAGUCAACUACACGCAUCCAGAAAGAUUCCAUCCACUCUUUCAUGGACUUCCAGGUCUGGGAUUUCCCCGGUCAGUUGGAAUACUUCGAGCCAUCUUUUGACCUCGAAGACAUUUUUGGGAGCCUCGGUGCGCUCGUCUGGGUCAUCGAUGCCCAAGAUGAUUACCUGGACUCCGUGGCGCGUCUGAACCGGACCAUCUUGACUGUUCAGCAGUACUACCCAAACAUUAACAUCGAGGUCUUCAUCCAUAAAGUUGACGGGUUGUCGGACGAGUAUCGCACCGACACUUUCCAGGACAUCGUGCAGCUAAUUUCCGACGAACUGAGCGAUGCCGGAUACGAGAACGCCCCCGUCCAUUACUACCUCACUUCUAUUUACGACUACUCCGUUUUCGAGGCUUUCAGCAAGGUAAUCCAGAAGCUGAUUCCCAACCUUUCCACUCUCGAAAACUUGAUCAACACUCUGGCCAACAACUGUGGAUUCGAGAAGACUUAUCUCUUCGACGUUCUGAGCAAGAUCUACAUUGCGUCUGAUACUCGUCCGGUGGAUAUGUCGUGCUAUGAGAUGUGCUCCGAUUACAUUGAUGUCAUUGUGGAUAUCUCCGAGCUCUACUCAUGGGAUCAUCCAGACCGCAAGCCCAAGGGUGAUCAAACGCAGGAGGCAGAGAGCCAUGUCGUUCUGCACGACGAAACAAUGAUUCAUUUGAUGGAAAUGAAUAAAUAUCUGUGUCUAGUUUCCGUGAUCAGGAAUACCGAAUCCAAAGAAAAGAAGGGGCUAAUCGACAUGAACUGUCGUACCUUCCAAGAGUCGCUCAACGAUGUUUUCUCUCGCAGUUGGGAGCAGGAACAGGAGCAAGCGCCCGAUCGACUGGAGCAAGUUCCCAGCUGA
Aspergillus melleus is the source of this 1203-nucleotide messenger RNA. RefSeq names its product GTR/RAG family Ras-related GTP-binding protein (gene GTR2). Gene Ontology annotation, cellular component: Gtr1-Gtr2 GTPase complex; fungal-type vacuole membrane; nucleus. NCBI's taxonomy places the organism in Eukaryota, Fungi, Ascomycota, Eurotiomycetes, Eurotiales, Aspergillaceae. Gene Ontology annotation, molecular function: GTPase activity; GTP binding. The coding region runs from base 1 to 1203 and encodes 400 amino acids. The record is from RefSeq and is a predicted model, not a curated record. The transcript has 4 exons. Gene Ontology annotation, biological process: positive regulation of TOR signaling; cellular response to amino acid stimulus; regulation of autophagy.